Molecule: messenger RNA, 885 nt
Organism: Rubroshorea leprosula
Lineage: Eukaryota; Viridiplantae; Streptophyta; Magnoliopsida; Malvales; Dipterocarpaceae
Source: the annotation of a GenBank genome assembly
GCUAUUUGUAUAGCAGCCGCUAUUAGUGGUAAUAGCAGCCACUAUUGAAAAAAUGUUACGCUAUGAAAAUUUGUCAUAGCGGCCAUAGUUUGCCGCUACGCUAUGCCGCUAUGGCCGCUAUUGACAACACUCCGCCUAUAAGCUCUGUUUUGCUAUUCUACACAUUGUAUUCUAAACAAACGGUUACGCCAAAGAAGUCUUUAAAAGGAUACAGGGGUUUAAAAAAAGCUUACUGGGAUGUGGCUAAAGAAGAAAUUAUUUUAUGCGACUCUGUUGACAUAUCAAUUGCUGUUGCUAAUGAGAAGCUCAGGCAACUAGCUGAAAGGGCAAGGACUGGGAAGCUUGCGCCACAUGAAUUUCAAGGAGGAACUUUCAGCAUUUCAAAUCUUGGAAUGUUUCUGGCUGGUAUCCUCACUGUUGGUAGAAGAAACAAAGUUGUUGAACCAGUAGUUGGAGCAGAUGGAAUUGAGAGGCCAGCUGUUAUCACAAAAAUGAACUUAACAUUAUCAUCUGAUCAUCGUGUAUUUGAUGGCAAAGUUGGAGGUGCCGUUCUCUCAGCAUUACAUUCCAACUUCAAUGAUAUCAGGAGACUCAUUCUGUAACAAAAUGGAGAAUUACCAAAAAUUCUUUGCUAUAAUAAUUCCAUCAGAUCUACUCUCUAAAAGUGAGUCCAGAAUAUUUCAAAGCCCUCUGUAAUUUUUUUUUCCCAAUAUAUUCAUUGCUACAGCAAAUUUACAGUGAACUGAAGUUUUGCCAAUUCACUAAAUCUGUUCAGAGUGAAACCAAUUGAUUCAGUUAACUGAUGUAAAAUUUUGCAUGUUGUUUAAGUGGUCCAUUGUGAUGGAAAGAUACCAAUAAUUUUAUGAAUAAAUUACAUAUGCCAUU